CGCCCCUCGCCCCUCCCUCCGAGGCUGUUCCAGAUAAAACUCUCCUCCCCGCCGCCGGCCCCAACCUCCCCUGCGCUCUGCUGCGUCGCCCUCGCUUUCCCCAAGCAAAGAUGGAAGUCGUCAAUCAGCUUGUGGCCGUUGGGCAGUUCCGGGUCUUCAAGGAGCCUCUGGGCUUUGUAAAGUUGCUCGAAUGGUUCUUUUCCAUCUUUGCAUUUGCGACGUGCGGCAGCUACUCUGGAGAAUUCCGCAUGAGUGUCGAAUGCCCCAACAAGACCGAGAGCAAUCUCAAUAUAAAGGUGGAGUUCUCAUACCCUUUCCGGCUCCACCAGGUAUAUUUUGAUGCUCCGGCUUGUAAAGGGAGCGAACAGGAUAAGAUUUUCUUGAUUGGCGACUACUCCUCCUCUGCCGAGUUCUUUGUCACCAUUGCAGUCUUCACCUUCCUCUAUACCCUGGCCGCCAUGAUCGUCUACAUCUUCAUGCAGGACAAAUACAGGGAGAACAACAAGGGACCCAUGAUUGAUUUCAUUGUCACAGCCGUUUUUGCCUUCAUGUGGUUAGUGAGCUCCUGUGCUUGGGCCAAGGGGCUGUCAGAUGUCAAGGAGGCCACUGACCCUGAAAAUGUGAUUAAAGACAUGCCUUUGUGCGAGAGAGAAGGUAUCAAGUGCAAAGAGCUAAAGGAUCCAGUCACCUCUGGCCUGAAUACCUCUGUGGUUUUUGGCUUCCUGAACUUGGUGCUUUGGCUGGGGAACCUGUGGUUCGUGUUCAAAGAGACAGGCUGGAGUACCCCCUUCGUGAAGUAUCCCCCUGCCCAGGAGAAGCAGCCAGCACCUGACACCUAUGGCGAUGCCUACAACCAAGCCCCAGGCUAUGGACAGCAGGACUCAUAUGGGCAGCAGGCUGGCUACCAGCCUGAUUACAGCCAGCAGGGUUAUGGGCAGCAGGCAGACUACGGCCAGCAGGGUGGUUAUGGCCAAGGCGGGCCCACUUCCUUCGCAAACCAGAUGUAGGCGGGUCCGUAACCCCCAGUAGGAGGCGUUGUGAGAAGGAAGCCGCCAUCCUGUCCCUGCCCCCCAUGUCCCCUUGUGCAGGGGAAAGGGGGGGCUGGUGGGUGCUCGCACUGGGAGGGGGCUGGCGGGGUCCCCCCCAGGAUGAAUGUAGAUGUUUGUGCUGUUUAUAUAUAUAUAUAUAUAUAUAUUAUAUAUAUAUGAGAAACUACAACUAGGGAUAGACUGCCUCCCCUCCCACUACCGCAUUGCGUCAUGCACACACACACUGCCCUACGUCAUUACCCACCCCCCAAGACAGCUCCUUGCCCUUACACCGCUCCCUUGAUACCCUGUUACCCCAUGCCACUCCCUGCAGCCACCCCCCCCACAGUUCUCCAGCUAAAACUAGCUAUCCGACCACCUCUCUAACCUGCCCAUUCCCUUCCCCAUCCCUUUUCGACCCUACCCCACCCACCUGAUAUUAUGGAAGGGAUUGCAUGACUCUCCUCACUCUUGGACACCCACCUCCAACACAUUCCAAAGUACUCCCCAAACCUCUCCCAUCUCCCCUCUGCAUGCCCCUUUUUAAAGCAAGUGGGGGAGGGGCAGAAGGGUCUACGGUUGAGGACUAUUUUGGAUGCCUUGUAGAGGGGGUCGUCUUGAGAGUUUGAAUGCCAGGCAGUUUGGGGGUUUCAGGGGUUUGGGGUUCAGUCCUACAGCCAGCACUUUAAUUCAGAUUUUAACACACACACACCCUCCAUUCUCAGCACCUUCAAAAAUUCAAGGAUCAGGAUGGAGGGCUUCCUAAAUCAUGGGAUAAUUCUCUCUUGCUUUCCUCUUCCAUAUAAUGGUCCAUUUUGCAGAUGGUGAAACUGGGUGAGCCUAGGAGGGAUUUACAGCACUGAGGUGCUCAUUAUUAUUUUGAAGGGGGGGGUGUCUGUGUGUGUGUGCGUGUGUGUGCGUGUAUGUCUAAUCACUGCAGAAGAGUUCGAGUGGGGAGGCAAGAAGCAGAGUGGGGGUGGGGGUAUCGCUUCCAGUGAGCUGUCUUUCUGGGGGCCAGAGCCAGUGUUCCCUCUAAUUUUUUUCAUCUGUGCGUGAAAUGAGUAUUGUUCUGUGUGCACGUACAAUCAGAAUGCGGCCUUCUUGAUUUAACCUGAAUUCUAUCUACAAUUAACUGAGUGGACAUCAAAACACUUGUGUGCACGUGCACAUGCGCAUGCCUUAGAGGGAACACUGAUCAGAGCCCCAUUAUGAUUUUCCCUGAUACCAGCAUGUAUGCCAUGAUUACCAGUGCAGCUGGGGCCCACAGUUCAGGGGCAGGGGGGACUGAGGGAGAGACUCCACGAUCCAUCCCUUUUUUUCCAUGCUCUUUUUAAUUUAUUUGUCUAAGAUUGCAGAUUUAAGAUAGUUUUAUGUGGAUUCGUCUUAAUACCUUUUAUUCAUGUCAUACUCACAAUCAGGGUAGCUAAAAGCCCUAUUCAGACAUUAUGUUGUAUGUGCCGACAGGUGGCUGUACACAUGUACACAUUUUGUGUGAAUGACUGUUCUUGCAUUCAUUUUCCAAGUGAACCUGGGUAUAGGCUCCCUUAAAUAAGGGUUCAGCUAGGAAGCAUACUACUGUAAAUGCACUGAACAUAAUCUGUGACUAACUGCACAAGUGUACAGAUCUGUCUGUGAGUACACCUUUCACAAACAUAAUGUGUGAAUAGAGGUAAAGUGGGCAUCAUUUCAGUGUUCAGAUGUUUGGUGGCCUCCGCAUGACCACUUGGGGGAGUGUUGGGACUUGCUGUCAGGCUUACAGUGCAGUGGGAAUUGGGUAGAGGCAAAAGAGCUUUUAUGAACCGCACUUUGAGCAGUCGUGGCUCAGAAAAGUGCUGCCGCAGUGAUGGAACCAGUGCCUCAACAUCAUUUUCACUGGGUCCUGGGCAUGCUAGCAGCUCCACACACUGCCAUAGACAAUUGCAUGGGAGCAACUGAGCUCCUGAGCUGGGCCCUAUGGGCAGUGAUCCUGGAUUACUUCUGGUACAGAAGAAGGCUGUUAUCUUCUGUGAUUUGUAUUAGAUUCUGAACUUAGCAUAGUUUAUUGGAAAUUGGUUCCAUCUGGGUUUACUUCCAAGUAAAUGUGUUUCAGAUCAGGAUAACCCUUAAUCUAUCUCUCUCCUGCCCUCCAUUUCCAAUUCAUUUUUUCUCUUUGAUUUAUCUCUCACACACUCCUUUCCCCCCCUCCCAUUCUCCCUACACUUCUUUCUCUUUGUCAUCAUAGAGCUGGUUCAGCUCUAUAUAUUCAGCGCUAUGUAUCUUUCCACUCACCCAUCCCUUUCUCUGGCCCUUCCCAAAAUUCUUGCUCUACCUUAAAUCUACAACCUAUAGCCUCUAGCCCAUCCUAUUUUCCAUAGCAGCCAAAGCUUCUCUCCAGCCCCUCCCCCCAAUCCAUCCUACCCCCAUUCCCAGUGGCACUCUGACUAUAUAUUACUCAGUGUCUGUGUAUCUGAUCGUGCCGUAAUUGUGCGUUUCGGUUUGUCUGGCUCUUUGCCCCGGUCGAUAUCGUGUGAUUUUUUCUUCCAUCUUUACAUGACAAAAAAUACCAGCGACAACAGCAAAACAACAGGAAAAAUAUGCAUUAAUUCUCCCAAAUCUGCCCCCACACCCCAAAAGGUAUAGAGAAAAUAAACGAAUAAAAACCAAAUAAAAAGAGAAAGAAAAUGUAUUUAAAAAUAAAUGUUUGGAGUGUA
Molecule: messenger RNA, 3718 nt
Organism: Hemicordylus capensis (graceful crag lizard)
Lineage: Eukaryota; Metazoa; Chordata; Lepidosauria; Squamata; Cordylidae
Gene: SYP
Product: synaptophysin
Exons: 7
Coding region: 111-1007 (298 amino acids)
Cellular component (GO): presynaptic active zone; synaptic vesicle; synaptic vesicle membrane
Source: RefSeq, a predicted model, not a curated record